Lolium perenne is the source of this 501-nucleotide messenger RNA. Lineage: Eukaryota; Viridiplantae; Streptophyta; Magnoliopsida; Poales; Poaceae. The record is from RefSeq and is a predicted model, not a curated record.
AUGCCGCUCAGGAAUGGCAAGGUGGUCGCCUUCUUUGGCCGCUCCGACAACGAUCGCCUCACGGCGCUCGGUAUAUACGUGCCGGUGAUGAAAGGCUCGCCGGUCAAUCUUAAGAGCGUCAUCGUCUACAUCACCGAUUCCAUCGAUGGGCGCAUCGAUGGCUUCUCCUUCACCUACGUCGACCUGACUGGCCAGUCCAUCCAUGUUGGCCCCUGGGGCACGAUCAAGGGAGAGAAGCAUACCUUUGACCUAAACCUGCAAGGCGAGUAUGUGAACAAGAUCACUGGCACUACUGCCGGCGACAACCGCAUGACCUCGCUCAAGUUCACCACCAACCAGCAGCGUGACUACGGCCCGUUCGGGAGCGAUAGGGGCAAUGCCUUUAGCAUGCCGCUGCCAGACGGCAAGCACAACGGCGCCGUAGUCGGCUUCUUCGGCCGCUCCGGGAAGAGCCACGUUGACCUCGGCGUCUACGUCGGCCUCGCGCCCAACGAGCCAUGA